AUGCACAGCUUCAGUGACGAUAGAAAGCACUCCGAGGUAGAGUAUGUCAAUUACGUUGACGAGUCCGGCUCUGACUUGCCAAAGUUCUCCGACAAGCUCCCGACCUCCGGAGAAAUCGAAGCUCGUAUCGAAGAGCUGGCCGAGAUCCACCAGGUCAACAGGCGAAAGCUGCAAUGGAAAAUGGACCUGAUGAUUAUUCCGUCCAUCUGUCUGCUUUAUGUUUUGGCCUAUCUGGACCGCAUCAAUAUGGGUAAUGCCAACGUCUAUGGGUUGGCAAAGGACCUCAACCUACACGGUAACCAGUAUAACGUGGCCUUGACUGUUUUCUUUGUUCCUUACUGUAUCUUUGAGGUUCCCUCUAAUAUUCUGCUCAAGCGCUUGAGCCCCCAUAUUUGGCUCCCAUGCUGUGUUAUCGGGUUUGGUGCCGUGGCUUUGUCCCAGGGAUUUGUUAAAAACUAUGGCGGGCUGUUGGCAACCCGUUUUUUGCUGGGUCUGCUGGAAACAGGUAUGUUGCCUGGGUGCACAUAUCUUAUUUUAUCCUGGUAUACUCGCGACGAGGCUCAGAAAAGAUACUCGUUCUUCUUCGGCUCCACCUGUCUUGCUGGCGCGUUUGGCGGCCUAAUCGCCUAUGGCGUCCACCAGUGGGAUGGUGCUCACGGCCUGCGAUCUUGGCAGUGGCUAUUUAUUCUUGAGGGUGCUAUCACGAUGUUCUGUGGAAUCUGCUUUUUCUUCAUCAUUGCAGACUUCCCUGAGACGGCUCGCUUUAUCAGUGACAACGAACGUGCAUUCAUCAAGGCCAAGCUAUCUCUUGACCAGGGUGACUCUCGACACGAAGACAGCUCGCUCAAGAACUACUUGAAGCCGUUCAAGGACCCCAAGAUUAUCCUGUCUGGUUUCGUCUAUUUCGGUUUGAUCAUUGGUGCCUAUGGCUAUACUUAUUUCGCUCCAGCAAUUAUCAAGACCUUCAAGUACUCCGAUGUCAAGACCCAGGUGUAUUCUAUUUUCCCUUGGAUCGCAACCUUCGGCGUUAGCAUGAUUCUGUCGUUUGUCUCGGACUGGACCAGAAUGCGUUUCCCCUUUAUGGCGCUCAUGAUUUUCGUCGGCAUUACUGGAUUCGCAAUGCUGUUAGGUUUUGAACCCGAUCAAGUUAACGCCCGAUACGCCGCUUGCUUCUUGAUUUGCAUGGGCAUGUACGCUGCUCUACCACUAUCAAUCACCUGGUUCACUUUGAACGUGGCUGGACAUUAUCGCAAGGCAGUUUUGUCUGGCUGGAUGAUUGGUUUCGGUAACAUUGGCGGUAUUCCCUCCACAUUUUUGUUCGAAACCAAGGAUGCACCAAAGUACGUCCGGGGUGUGGCCACCUGCUUAGCCAUGACCGGCUGGUCCUUCCUGGUCGGACUCCUGUACUUCUUCAUUCUGUACAAAGCCAACCGUCAAAAGCGCAGUGGCAAGGCAGACGCCAAAUGGGAUUCCAUGACUGACGAGCAAAAGAAAUUAGCUGGUGACUUGAACCCAAGCUUCAUCUAUUCCUACUAA
Wickerhamiella sorbophila is the source of this 1536-nucleotide messenger RNA. RefSeq lists its product as hypothetical. The record is from RefSeq and is a predicted model, not a curated record. Bases 1 to 1536 code for a protein of 511 amino acids. Gene Ontology annotation, cellular component: plasma membrane. Gene Ontology annotation, biological process: transmembrane transport. NCBI's taxonomy places the organism in Eukaryota, Fungi, Ascomycota, Dipodascomycetes, Dipodascales, Trichomonascaceae. Gene Ontology annotation, molecular function: transmembrane transporter activity. The transcript has a single exon.